AUUAGAUAGAUUCAUGUUUACAUCUAAAGCAUGUCGAAUAAAGGACCGUGACAUUUGAGAGUUCAAAUAUUUUUCACAUUUAUUAUGUUAAUAGUCCCUCAUAUCGUUGCAACGCUCUCCUAAACGCUAGGUGGCGGUAGUGUAGCAUAGCGUGGAGAAAUCGGAUUCAUUUCCAGAGUCGGUUCGUUUCAUUGAACCGGUUCACAGAAGUCCCGGCGAGAAAUUGAAUGCCUUAUUUUUGCAGUGAAGAAAUAAGUAGUUAAAUGCCACUGUUUAUCUCUAUAUUUCCGAACACAUCAUAUUGAUUAUGUAAAGUGUUCACGCUAAGAGUCGAGCGUUUUACAAGCGCUUUGCGAAUCGAUUCAACCGAAUCAUCCAGAAGAUUCACAUUCGCGAAUCACUAGUGACAGGAACGUGAGAGUUAAAGCUGUUUGAAAAAUCCAGGCUGCACAUGCAGCUCUGAUGUAAAUUAUUAAUAUGAUUAAAGCUCUUUUUAAAGCUUUUGCGCUCAGGUGGAAAUCCUACAGGCACAGAUUUGUCCCCUGGAUAGCGCUAAAUCUGCAGAAAAAUGAGAGAACUCUUCGUCAAGUGAAGGAUCGAUCCCAAGACAAGUUACUUCAGGACGAGGAGGUGCUCGGAUCUCUCUUGUGUUUAUUCACGCAACUACUGAAACACGACCUGAAGAAUCAGCGCGAACUCCCUCAAUCCACACACAAUCUUGACGCUAAUGUUCCUGAUGAACGCAGCGCAGUGAUGCUGAACACUCUGGGCUUCGGUGUCGCGCGGAGACGCAGCUCGCUGCAGUUCGCGGGAAACGGAGUGUUUGUGACGCAGGGACGCGCGCCGAAAGGAACUAUUGUAGCGAUGUAUCCAGGAACCAUCUAUCAGGCGGAUGAGCCCAUCUUCUUCCAGUCGAUCAGAAAUCCGUUUGUAUUUAGAUGCAUCGAUGGUGUUUUGAUCGACGGCAACGACAGAGCGAUCUCUAAGACAGUGUACCGAUCGUGUAGCGGACGGGACAGACUCGGCCCCUUCCUUCUGAGUGACUGCUCCUGGCUGACCUCUGACCCCGUCAACCCUCUCGCAGUGGGACAGUACGUCAACAACUGCUCUAACGAAAAAGCUGCGAAUGUCUGCUAUCAAGAAUACGACGUGCCGGAUGGGUUUCCUCUUGAGCUCCGUCAGUUCCUGCCUAAUGUCAAGUACAGAGCUGAUACUCAAAGACCUUUGCGCUGCGUAGUUCUCGUGUCACUGAGAGAUAUUAAUUGUGGUGAAGAGCUCUUCUCCAACUACUACACAAUUGUGCAUUAAGUAGUUUAUUUUAUUUUUUUAUUAGUUUGUUUGUAUUGUACAUAUAAAACUUGAAAUAAAUUAUUUUCUAAAGCGAAGCGGGGUGUGAAAAC
Messenger RNA from Onychostoma macrolepis, 1400 nucleotides. RefSeq names its product SET domain containing 9 (gene setd9). The record is from RefSeq and is a predicted model, not a curated record. NCBI's taxonomy places the organism in Eukaryota, Metazoa, Chordata, Actinopteri, Cypriniformes, Cyprinidae. Gene Ontology annotation, molecular function: protein binding. The transcript is spliced from 6 exons. Bases 478 to 1308 code for a protein of 276 amino acids.